UCCAUCCAUACAUGCCAUUUCUGCACCCAGACAGUGUGGCAGAGAAAUAAAGAAACAUCUCAGCGCUGGUUCUUCUUUUGUUCAACAGAGUUCACCUUGAAGCUUCAGCACCAGCUCUGAAGAGAAGCUCACGUCUAAAGAGAAACCUUGUGGAUUUUAUUUUUAUAAAGAUAAUUCCUGUUUAGAUCUUCCAAAACCAGCUGCCACCAUUUCACCUCCAGCAGCCAUGUACAGCUCCAGCUACUCCCGGGCCAAGUUUGGCCUGGAGGCCAGGGAGCCCCUCCACAGGUCUAGAGGGAAGAGCUGCGGCUACUACAUGAGGAUCGUCUUCUUCUUCUCCUCCCUGAUCCAGUCUCUGAUCAUCGUCAGCCUGGUGCUCUUCCUCAUCUACGGGCAGCCAGAGAAGUCUGCAGAGGAGAAGAGGGUUGAGGAGCUGGAGCUGAACUUCAACAGGCUGAGUGAGAACAACAUCCAGCUGAGGAAGGAGAAAGGCGAGCUGGGAGCUCAGCUGGGAGCUCGCACAGCAGAGAAAGCUGCAGUGGAGGCAGAACUGACCAAGCUGAAGACUGAUUCCAACAACACAGAAUACAAACUUAAAGAGAAAUUAGCUAGCUGUGAGAGAAUGAGUGCAGCAACUCUCAGCAUGAUUGCUCGUCGCCCCACCCCUCCCAUCCAGCCCCCUCCAGUGCUCACCACCAGCGGUGAGAUGAGGACCCUGCAGACCCUAAACGCUCAGCAGAAAGCCAUGAUAAACCUCAUCGAGGCAAACUUCACCCAGACGGUUCAGUACCUGAGCCAGGAGAGGGACAACGCCCUCAGAGACAGAGACACUCACCACCAGGACGCCAUCAGCCUGCGCAGGGACAACGCCCUGCUGAAGGAGCAGCUCACCGCCUACACCAGGAAAUGCAAAGAGGACUUUGCCCACUCUUUGGACGGGAUCAAAGUGGUGACCGGCGACUUCCUGAACAAGAUCAACAACCUGUUUCCCCACCAGCUGACCUUUCACCUCACCUGCGACAGCCAGAAGGAGCAGAUGGAGAAGAUCAGAAACAGCUGCACCAACCUGUCCAGAGACGUGGAGAACAAGUUCCAGAUCUAUUUAGACAACGUGGGCAACAAGGUGGCUGAGAUCCAAGCAAAGUCCAGUCGUCUGGAGGUGCAAAACUCACACAUGACUUCUGAACUGCAGCAGUGUGAACGCACUCGUGGUGAGCAGGUGGCAGAGGCCGCCAAGCAGCUACAGCUCAAGCAAAAGACUCAUGACGACCAGGUGGAGAAAUUACUGAUUGAGCAGAACCGGCUGAGAGAUCAGAAGAAGCUGCAGGAAGACACUUUGGCCCUGAGAGAUCGAGAGCUCCAGAGCCUCCAGAAAAUGCUCUCUGCUAAGCCAAAUUUCCAGUCUGGUGGUCUUAAAGCUGCUGGCCCACAGACCUCUAUUGGAGCACCUGGCAUCAGCAAAACUCCAACGGCGAGAUGAAAUUGACGAGCAGAGCAAUAUCUGACGGCAUGAGUGGUGCGCCACAGUGAUCAACAUUUUGCCUUUAAAGAAUACUAAAAAGGACAUGUAUAUAUUCUUGAUACAGCACACUUCAACACAACCUACCUGUAAAUACUCCAUAUUAAUGUCAUAUUCACUGUCUGUGCAUGCUUUGUUUAGCUGUAUGGAGCUUUGACUUUAAAAAUGUACUGUGACAAGUCUUGGUAUCUACCAAGGUAAAUGUAAAAAAUUCCAGGACACUGGUGUAAAUAUUUUCUAUUGUGUGUCAGUCAUUGUGAUUUCUGUACUUAUGACAAGUUUUUAUUUGUAAUUAAAAUUGAAUUUACCAAAAACGGAUUCACUCCUGGACUU
Molecule: messenger RNA, 1852 nt
Organism: Centropristis striata (black sea bass)
Lineage: Eukaryota; Metazoa; Chordata; Actinopteri; Perciformes; Serranidae
Gene: plvapb
Product: plasmalemma vesicle associated protein b
Exons: 9
Coding region: 227-1480 (417 amino acids)
Biological process (GO): positive regulation of cellular extravasation; regulation of vascular permeability
Cellular component (GO): caveola
Source: RefSeq, a predicted model, not a curated record